Ixodes scapularis (black-legged tick) is the source of this 1212-nucleotide messenger RNA. Its product is annotated as lysosomal acid phosphatase-like. The record is from RefSeq and is a predicted model, not a curated record. Gene Ontology annotation, biological process: dephosphorylation. Gene Ontology annotation, molecular function: phosphatase activity. NCBI's taxonomy places the organism in Eukaryota, Metazoa, Arthropoda, Arachnida, Ixodida, Ixodidae. The transcript is spliced from 5 exons. Bases 10 to 1212 code for a protein of 400 amino acids.
GAAAGAACCAUGGUACAUUCGUUGCUCCAAGUCAUUUGCCUUCUUCUGGUGUCGCCACCGUCCUUCUGCACUCAAGCUCAGCAAAAUGCUUCUGUGCCUCAAGGCCUAGACCUUGUGGUUGGUCUUUUCCGUCAUGGUGAUAGAGCACCCCUGACGACAUUUCCCACUGACUUGAAUGGAAACAGCACUUUGUGGAUAGACGGCUUGGGGAAUCUCACAGCUCGGGGUAAACAAACCAUGCGGAAAGUCGGAGAAUACCUCAGGGAACGUUAUCUCGGUUUCUCGAUGUGUGACCCCAACGAAGCAAUCGUGCGAAGCAGUCCGAAAUACAGAUGCUUCAGGAGUGCGGCUCAUGUGCUCGAGGGUCUCUACCCGGGAGAGAAAGAGAGUGUGUUUCAUCUGACGAGAAUGACCGAGCAUCACGAUAAAUACACGUUAAUUUGCAAGCCUCAGGUCAAGAAGAUUCUAAGGAAGCUGUUUAAUCCAUUUAGCGGCUUGCUCAGCGUGGCGUCGUUUUUUGUGAGAGCCGCUUGGAAGCUUGAAAUUAGUUUACUUAAAAACAUUGCCAUCAUUCCGGACGCACUUGAUGCUCUAUUGGUUCAGAAGGAGUACGGCUUAAAGAUCCCACACUGGUUUGAGGAGCGAUACAGCGAGCUAUCCGACGCUUCUCGAAGACUCUACCUCCUGAUUGCUGAAGGUUUAAUAAGGCACAUGGGAGGCGAACUUCUCAGGGACAUUGCCACACUCCUUGAAGAACGAUAUCAGCCUGCAGGAAACGAAACUCAGAACGCUACUGCCAUCCCAGGGUUUGAAAAUGCAACUAGUCAAACCAAGUUCCUCUUUUUUUCUUAUCACGACCUGAAUAUCAUGGCAACUCUGAUGGUUCUCAACGAAACGUUUUCACAAAAGCCAUUUUAUGGCUCGUUAGUGCUUUUCGAGGUGACAAAACGAAAUCAGGGUGAACACGAGAUUAGAGUCCUGUACCGAAAUGGGACUGGUUACGGAAUUUAUCAAAUUGGUUCGAGCGAAAUACCCUACGCCAUUUACGGCAGAAGACUGCGGACUACCCAAGAACUAUACUAUUUUGUAAACGCACGUUUGGAUGAGCAAAUAAAACUGGAAGAAUGGGAUGUGUGCGAAAUUAUAGAAAUACUCAUCGCGCUUGUGGUUCUUGCAUGCCUUUUUGUUGGAGUUGCCUUGCCUUUAGUAUAG